UGGCCACAUAAGGGUUAAAUAUCUGGCUGAUGUCCUGCUUGGCUUUCAUUUUCAACUAUGAUAUAGUCCAGUCAAACAGCAAUCAUGAAUUUAUUUGCUGCAUCAUUUGCUUUGUUUCUGGCAUUUUGUGAAAGUUUUAUCAUACCCGGAAAUGUGAGCCGCAUUGAAUACAAGGAAGAACUAGGGCGAAUAGUUGGAGGAGCUCAAACUGAUAUCACCCUUUACCCUUAUCAAAUAUCCCUGCAACUUUACUACAGACAUCGAUGUGGAGGAGCCAUUAUUUCUGACCGAUGGGCUCUAACUGCGGCACAUUGCACCAGAUUAAAUAGAGUAACACGACCUCCAAUUCUCGCCUUCACUGUCCGACUUGGCUCUUCUUUUCUAAUGGCUGAAGGCUUAGUAACUGGACUUACCAGGAUUGUUGAUCAUCACAUGUAUGGCAAUUCAGUUAACUUACUUGACUAUGAUAUUUCGCUAAUUCAGCUAGCUCGGACACUUACCUUUACUAAUUCCAUUCAGCCAGUUGCCCUUCCAUCUGCAGACCAGGUAGAAGUACCAGGAGCACGAUGUGUAAUAACAGGAUGGGGAACUUUAACAUCGGGAGGAACAUCUCCAUCAAGACUGCAUGUGGUCAGUGUGCCUUGGAUUAGCAACGAAAGUUGCAAUCAAUACUAUAAUCCAUCAAGAGUCUCCUACAGCAUGAUGUGUGCUGGAUCGCCUUAUGGAGGAAGAGAUGCUUGCCAAGGAGACUCCGGAGGACCUUUGGUCGUAGACAACGUUUUAAUCGGCAUUGUUUCUUGGGGUAGAGGAUGUGCCCUGGCCGGAUUUCCUGGGGUCUACGCCUAUGUGGUACCUGUUAGGCCCUGGAUUGCUAAUAUCACGGGACUUUAGACUCGCCAAUGCUAACCGUAGUCCAUUAAAAAUGUCCUGUCUUAUUGCUUGUUGAUUUGUUCUUAAGCUAAGGUAGAGCGGGUAAAAAAUAAUAAACAUGGUGCUUAGUUAAAAUAUACAUAUAUUUUUUAUACGUAUAAUAUCAUUAGUGUAAUCAUAAAUAAAAAGGUACAAAACAAAUAUC
Messenger RNA from Dendroctonus ponderosae (mountain pine beetle), 1075 nucleotides. RefSeq names its product trypsin-7-like. The transcript is spliced from 5 exons. Gene Ontology annotation, molecular function: serine-type endopeptidase activity. The coding region runs from base 85 to 891 and encodes 268 amino acids. The record is from RefSeq and is a predicted model, not a curated record. NCBI's taxonomy places the organism in Eukaryota, Metazoa, Arthropoda, Insecta, Coleoptera, Curculionidae. Gene Ontology annotation, biological process: proteolysis.